Molecule: messenger RNA, 738 nt
Organism: Temnothorax curvispinosus
Lineage: Eukaryota; Metazoa; Arthropoda; Insecta; Hymenoptera; Formicidae
Product: craniofacial development protein 2-like
Exons: 2
Coding region: 1-738 (245 amino acids)
Source: RefSeq, a predicted model, not a curated record
AUGAGGGAUAAGGUUGACAUAUGUGACAUCUCUGAAACCCACUGGAAGGAUCAAGGACACUUCCACACGGAACACCAUAACAUAUACAUGUCAGGAGGUGCGAACAGAGGACGGAAUGGAGUCGCGUUCUUGGUUAGCAGAAGGAUUGCACAGACGGUGCACUCAUAUGAGCCCAUCAAUGACAGAAUAAUCAAGAUCACCCUUGCAGCUAGACCAAGAAACCUUCACCUGGUGGGGAAGGUCGAGGAGGCUCACCUGAGAGGCACAGGGGGAGCAUUUGGACUGGGUGUGAGGAACGAGAGAGAAGAACGCCUCAUCCAGUUUGCGGUGGAGAACGACCUGGCCAUCAUGAAUACCAUGUUUCAACACCAUCCUCGAAGACUGUCGACCUGGAUCAGUCCCAAUAAGGAAUACCGAAAUCAAAUUGACUACAUGAUGAUCAAAAAGAGAUGGAGGACAUCGAUAAGAAAUGUCAAGGCUAAGCCUGGAGCGGACUGUGACUCUGAUCACAAACUACUAUUAGGAGCCUUCAGCAUAAAACUCCACUUCCUGAAGAGGGGGAAAAAACAGGAGAUGACACGAAUUGGAAACAUGGAGGCCUUCCAACAAAAUCUCAUGAAUAAUGCUGACUGGGGGAGGAGCGAUGAUCCAAACAAAUACUGGAAAAACAUCAAAGAAUGGAUCAAAGGGGCAGUCAGGGAAAGCCGAGCAAUAAAAAUCCGGAAGAAGAAGCACUAG